This is a messenger RNA of Topomyia yanbarensis, 10423 nucleotides long. RefSeq names its product transmembrane protein 132E (gene dtn). The record is from RefSeq and is a predicted model, not a curated record. The transcript has 14 exons. Lineage: Eukaryota; Metazoa; Arthropoda; Insecta; Diptera; Culicidae. Bases 1372 to 5472 code for a protein of 1366 amino acids.
AUUCCUGUUCUCAGUAGAGUUGGGAACGUCGUCGCUGGUGAACGUGCUGCUUUUUCGCGGUCCGUGUGCGUUACAUACCCUUAUUAGAUAUAGGCACCAACAUCAUCAUCAACAGGAGCGGAGAGUGAGUUCGACAAGGGCGGGUGGUAGCAUAAUAACAUAACACCCCACUCUUAGCGCCCAGUCCUCUUGUCUGCCACGAAUUCUACAGAACAGGAGCAUCAGAAUCACAGGGAACGUGCUUGUUAGCUAGAUUAAUGUUCAGUGAAGAUGCGGAGUUAUCUUUCGAGCUAGAAAAAGAAUGCUUAUUCCAAGGAUAACGGUUCUAAUUCUGAGUGUACCGAGCAUACAUACGACACGAAACGAGGUGCUGCUAUCUGAAUAAAUCUAUUAAAGAUUCAGAAGUUUGGAAAAUUGUGAAAUAAGCUUUAGUUUAGUGUAUAUGAGGCGAGCAAGCAAAAAAAAAUGCAUGAAGGAAGAGCAUAAAGUUAGAGAAAAAAAUUAGAAACCAAGAAAACGUGAAGAUUUUCUGUGUACUCCUGGUUGCAAACGAUGAGAAACAUCAUGAGCUUCGGAUGUCAGUAUUUUUCAUUGUGAGAAGGCUUCGCGAUCAGCAUUAUCAGCUGAAUCUGUAGCUAACUAAGCUGCAUAAAUAUGUUGGUUGUCAGCAGAAUAGAGAAUAGUGUCAUCAGAAUAGUGUAAUUUUUCUUACCGAUUGAUGGAUCCAGAGGAAAACUGAGUGAGUCAAGUAGAAGAAGCACAUAAGACCAGGAGUGGGCGCGUGCUUGACACGCGACACGAUCUGUGUGGGAGGAAGCCUGGAAGUGUCCGGAAAGCGAUGAAAAACGUCAAGGAAAUGGGCUGGGCAACCAGCGGCUGCCAAAGUUUUCUUCGAUGACUUAUGUGCGUUUUUGUCAACGGCCUAACAGCAACCUGAAUUUAUUGGUAAUCCAUAGCAGAAAUUGUAGGGCGGAAAUUCCGCAGCAAAUCUUACUCUACCAGUGAGCAAUGUGUAUGUGGUGCCUCAAGCAUACUGAAAGCGAAAAAUUGCUUUGAGAGCGAGAGCCAAGUGAGAAGAAAAGGCAGAAAAAAUCGAUAAAAACAAUUCGCUUCUCAUCAAAAAUACAUUUUCACAGAAGAAGAGAAGUAAUACUAUUUCUUUCGAGGGGUGUUUCCGUUCGCUCUUGGUCUUAGGAAAUUCUUCCUUGCCUCAGGACGGUGUCGAAAUCGAAUUUACUGGUUGUAGAAAAAAAACGGGAACUACAACGCAGGAGACAACUUCAGUAGAAGUGGAUCGACAAAACACACUCUGAGGAAGGAACGAGAGCAAUACGAGCAGUGUGAGAAAUUAUACCAAUUUUGGAGCAAAACAUGGAUUUCCGGAUUACGUUACUGCUAAUUAUCGGCACAACAGUUGCAGUAGAGGUUCAUUUCGAGACACCAGAUAGUGGUUUCUUUCUCAAGCAUUCCCCCCGUCAGAGCUCGGUUUCGACAACCUCUGUCAAGGGACGAUCAAGCUCCGAUUCACUUUUAUCGAUAGAUAGAUUCACAGUCGUGCAGACCAGUCAACCAGUGUCGAUUCGAGCAAGUUAUGGUCCUUUUUCUACAAAGCAAACCGUCCCUGCCAGGUAUAUUGUACCAGAUUCGCUGGAUUCCUCCAGUGAUUCAUCGCAGAAUGCGACCGCAGCACUAAUGGAUCUACAACAGACGAAUCUGCAUCUAGACAUAUCAGCACAUGUCGUCAAGAACAGUAUACCGCGGGAUUCACCUGUACUUAGAGUGCUGUUUCAUGCGGGAGCAGAUCCUGGUGGACAUCUGCAGCGUCAAAAGAUAUGCAUUCUACUGCAUGCAUCAAUCGGCAAUAAAACGCCUCUAAAAGGACGAUGCAUGCCGGAAGGAGAAGAUGGCGUUUGUGUCGCAGAGGUCGUGAUCCCAUCCAAUUGGUGGCCACCGUUGCCGCCACCAGAGAAAGAUGGUCGUCCGACAACCGCUCAAAAGACUCCUCAGCGAAUGGUACAAGUAUCCUACAGUGUAUUUGAACCACCGGCCAGGAGCCCAGAGUUAUGCGAACCUAAAGUUCAAAUCCAACCGUUGACCCCAUUUGCAAAGAUACCUCUUGUACAGUCUCAGAUGCCUUACAAGGAUUUACGAGCAGACGACACUUUAACCAUGAUGGUUCCUCAGCAGCCCCUAUAUCCGCUAUCCAAAAUUCACGUUCCCGUAUUUCUACAUCCCGAACCAGGCCAGAACAUCGCAGUGUUUAUAGUGAGGGCACGUGUCAAAGCAGGAAUGCGGAUACUUGGCGCCAGUGCGUCUUCUGAAGAUUGGAAUGUUUCAGUGGAGAAGGAAAAUACCAAACACACCGUGGCACGGGUAACGGCUUUCCGUAAAGAUCAGGAUCCGGACUCUCCAGUUAGUACAACUGAGGACAUAAAUGCCAAUAAAAUAGUGGAAGUUUUCUCAUGGCUCCUGGAAGUUGCCAACGAUACCAAAGAUCACUGGGAUGGUGGACGUAUUGUGUGGUCUGUUAGUUACGUGCACGAUGGUCCAAAGAUAAAGGAACUUUCGGCGGAGGCAUCCAGUGCUCCACACGAGGAGGGUAGGAAAAAGAUUGUGGCAAAGUUGGAAAUUCAAAAGGAUGACAUUCAAGCAGUGUUGCCGAUUGCUAAGAAUUGGGAACUAAUGAACACUGCUGUUCUGACUGGACGUCAAGUCUCUCAGGCAAUGAAGGUUUUCAUCGUUUCACAAGCUGGUAAAGUGGCUGAUGUCACGCUUCAAAGUUCAUGUCAAGCUGAAGAUGAGAGUGUUAUAAAAGUUUCUUCGUCAUGUAGUUCGGUUUACGUGGAUGGUUCAGAAGCUCGCGGUUCAUCGAAUGCAUCUGUUGUUGUAAAAUAUGGGACUUAUUCUGGACUAGCAAAAUUUACCGUUUGGAUGCCUGAGUUUCCGCUCGAAGUCUCUGUUGCGGACUUUCGUCUAUCACAGAUCAAAGGAUGGAAAAUUCCUGAUGACCACAAUGCUCCAAACGGAAAAAUGCGGCGAAAGAAGCGAGCUUACGGAUGGAACCAUCACGGAGAAGAUUUUACGAAUGGUGUGUCAACCGAAAGAAACGUGUGCCGAGCACGCUAUCAGCAGAGUCCUGUUGAGGUAUACGCUAGAUUUUUAGCCAUGGAUCAGGAUUCAGGCCGUGUGAGUUAUUUGAUCUCUCGGCGGACUGGAUUAAGAGUGACAGAUUUAGUGCAACCUCUAUUGAGGGUAGCCGAUCCCAAGAUAGCCACAUUAAGAGGACGAACACUACAGGGAAGGGCAAUGGGAAGAACAGAUGUCCAGGUGCUCUCUCCAAUAACUGGGCGAGUUAUUGGCGCUCGGGAAGUUCGCGUUGGAAGUGAUAAAGUCAGUAUUGAAAGACUGCUAGUUCGUGUCGUUUCCGGAUUACAGCUGUCUAUCGCCAGUGACAACGCCAUUGAAAAUGGUUACAUUGCGGAAACUUCGGUGACUAGAAAACUGACAGCUCAAUAUCAGGAAGGAUUAUUGGAUAUUGAUCUGGAAUUUUCUGAUCGUUCCAGGACCCCGCUAAGGGAUAUUUCAGUGGAUGAUUAUUUUUUGCUGGUGGAAAGUCUGGAUACAGAAGUAGUUGCAUUUGCCCCGAUGCUGGCAUCUCAUCAUCCAAGAGUGAUUGCAGUCGGAGAAGGCAAUGGUGAUUUAUUGAGGGUUACGUUGCUGUUAUCUGAAGAAUGUCGCUUAAGGCGGAAUAUUCCAGUAUCUAAACAGGGUAUAAAAUCCUCAAUUGGCCCUCUGGUCAGUGCACUGGCUUCUGUUCAAGUGGACUUCAGCGCGUCUGACAUCGGCACUCGACCGGACACGGUUCAGAAUGACGGUAUAGCUGGUCGAGACCGCAAGGCAGGACAUGAGCUGAGUGACUUAGCAGAUAUUUUGAUAGGUAUCCCUCUCAAGGAUGAUCACAGUCAGGAACCAGCGGCACUUCAACCUUCUAGGCAACAUCGUGGAGGAAUUCCUGGUUAUACCAACAGCAAGAGCAUGGUAUAUACGGACGCCACUUCGUUGGAAAUCGGGAUGUACGUGUUACUAGCUGCCUUCUGUCUAGCGAUCGGAGUAUUUGUUAUCUCAUGUGUGGUUUAUGCAUCAAAGUUCAGACCGGUUACUAUAGAUGUAACUGGAGAGGCGAGUGUUCGGGAUGGAAUGGGAAAUGCUGCAGUGUUGGGCGCAAAAGUAACUGAAUCAACGACUAACGCUCAUGAUUGGGUGUGGUUGGGACGUGCUACGAUGGAUCGAUCUGCGAAUGGACCAGAGUUCAGUGGAAAUAACAGAGAUUCACGAAUGCAUAUCAUUAACAAUCCAAUGAGCUCAAAGUACGGAGACGCAGAGGAAAGUGUGGUUCAGGUGAACAGCUUUGAUAAUCCAAAUCACAUACAAUUACCCCCCAACACUAGCGUAGCAGUAAACUCGUGUACUUAUAACAAACGAGACCGGAGAAGCCGUGUAAUGAAUGAUGAUGAAAAGGCUCCACCAUUACCUCCACAUGGAGUUCCUGUGAUUGGUGGAAUAGAAUACCGUCCCCCAGUUCCACCUCAUAGAAAUAUGGGUGUAACUGCCAAUGUUGCACACCGGCACCAAGAGCCAGUUAUACAGAUGAGAAACCCAAGGCCACGUUUGCAUCCUCGCUAUGUCCGCAACAGUAGUAACAACUGUUCAACCACCAACCCAGCAUUUGAAAUUCAACUACAUGGCAAUUCAGCACAACGCAAUUUAAACUUUACUCAGCAGCAAAUCAAUGCAGCCCUCUUCAAUAACAGCGUUCCUCAGUAUUCCGUUCAACCAAUUGUACGGCAAUCCACAAAAUCACCACACUCAUUUGAAAACAUGGGAUUCUCAGUAGCCCCACAGUCACAUCACCUAUCUAUGGCGGGUCCUAGCGGUAGAAAUCCAGAAGAUCUGCAUAUGGCCGAACGAUUGGUACAACAAUGUGCCCAAAAGUCCGCGUUUAAAUUUGACACUAUCAACAAUCCCUCGAGUAGCAGAAAUAAGUCGAUUAGAGCCGACCUCUGCCACAACGACUCAGUAGUUACUAGUAGUAUUAGGGAAUGCCCACCCGUCACGAUGGAAACGACCGCUGAAAUUAAUCCCUUAGCUGCGUCAACGGAUAAUAGACGUUCUCGCAGCGAGGAAUGUUCCAGUGAUGUAAAAACGCUUGAAUCUAGCUCGGACGGUAAUGGAGGAUUUAUAACGCCUCCUACCGAAGAACCACAACAGCUAAAACAGAACAAUCAGUCCAAAAUACCAAAGCCACCGUUGCCCAUGAAACACAGCAAACCCACUGUUGUGGGCAAUCCGAUGUUUGCCAAUACGCCAGACAGUGAACUUGGGCCUGGCGAGAGUCUUGGCCUCGAUGAUUUAGAUAUGGAUUACGAACAAAUUAUGCACUAUUUUGAUAAUUUGAAGGAAUCGAAUGCCUGAGUUCAAGAGAUCAUUGCAAAGAUUCGUGAGAUACUGUCCACGUUCCAACAGCAGUACCGGAAUGUAGCCAUAUCGCCUGUCAGCAGCCCGAUGUGCAUACCCAGUAUCAACGACCCCAACUUCGAGCAGUUUUUCGAACAUUUGAGUGAGUCGUAUGCCUAAAUCGAAUCGCGCUUCGUCAAUCGUUUAAUUAUUGUACCUUCUCGGUUAACCUGUUGUAAUCAGAGAUGUACAUUCUGCUUCCAGCAUACUCAAAAUCAUCAGCAGUUAUAACAUAUUCAAACCAACCUAAGAAUAUGAAUAUUAUUUUGAAGAAACGACACGACUGUAUUAUAAAUUGAUCUCAUUUGUCGUUAUUAAUUCAUUAUCGCGAUACAACCACAAUCAGUCAAAUGGGUUUGAAACUAACGAAGCGACUUUGCAGUGAUCGUAAAAAUAAAGAACUACGACAUUUAAAUCUUGUUGAGGUUCACAGAGUAAAUGAAACAAUAAAAGUACUUCUACAAAAAAGGAUAAAAAAUGUGUACAGCACCCGACACUAAUUUCAGAUGAGUAGGUAAAUUGGAGAAGCAAAACAAAUACUCGAAUGUAUUGUGACGUAAUUGUAAGCAAAACUCACCGAUAAGCAACAAAUUUAAACUCAUCCAGAAUUCUGGCUAGAUCACAACGCUAAACUAAAAAAUAAGAACAACGCUCAAAGCGUACCCUUUUCCAAAUUGAAAUUUGCAAUGGUCGACAUUUUUCAUUUCAACAUCAUGCAGGUGAACAAGCACAGAAAUAAUAUAAUGAUCACAAUUGCAUGUGUUUAAAGUAAUUUCAACACUUACAAUUUCAAAGCAUGAAAUUUUCCGUCGGGCUUGCCGUGUUAUGAUUAAUUUAUGAAAACAGUGAAUCAAAUUAAUACUCUAGUCAUUUAGUUGAACAAAUUUGAGAAAGGAUACGAACAAAUGAUAAUUAUUGCAAAAGUAUAUAUGAUGGUAACAGUUAUGUAAGAUAAGUUGAAUUGUAUAGAAUUAAAACUCAUAUACCUUAUAUUAUCAUUAUUAAAGCUUUAAAGCGUGAAGGAAGCGUUUUAUAUAAACCAACACAACCCCAGUAAAAUCAGCUACUGUCUUUAAGAGUUCGUUGAAACAUUGAAUUUUAUUAAAUUGCCUAUUAUAUUGAGAAUGGAAGCAAAAUUUAAGAAAAACAAAACGAUCCAUAUCAUAUCGAUUCGAUGAACAUUCUCUAUUAUGUAAAUAGUAUUUUCACAUGUGGCAUAAGGCAGUAUGAUUUCACAGUUGUCCUUUAUUGGAUUGACUGAUUGUGCGAGCAAGAUGUUUCAUGAUUUCCAGAUUGUAUUUUAUGUAAACUUGAGCCAUAUGAAAAUUGCAUUUUCAAGCCACACACAUCUGUCUAUAUGGAAAAUGAUACCAAAAAUUAGCUUAUUAAGGAACUAUUAGACUUAGGCUACAGUCAAAACAGAAGAUUUAGUUUCAUGCAAAAAAUGCAUCAGCGUUAUUCGGUGUUCAUUAUGCGCGAUAUUACGGAGUAAAUGAGAAAAAGUAUGAAAAUAACACAUGUACCUAUUAAUCGCUGAAAACUGGGCUCGUUGUUCACUUUGAUUUUUUCUUUGGUUAUUAUUGUAUGUAAGAAAAUGGUUGAAUUGAGUUCUCAGCUGGAACGUAGAAACAUUCCCAUUAGUCUUCAAGUUUGUUCUUAUUGGGCUCGAUCGUUAACUGAGCAAAUUAAAAAGCUGUUUCUGAUUCAACAUUUUUGUGUGGGAAAAGACUCUUUUGCUCUUAAUUAGUUCAUCUGUAUUAGAUGAUUCCAAAACAUACGUAAACAGCUACACUGAGACAAAUCAUUGACUUGAAACUAUUUAACAAACAUCUAUUAGAAAAAUACUAUACUUAUCUUCUAUCUAACGCUGUUGUUUAACUGUACACCUUCAAAGCUUUUACUUACUGUCUCUGUAGUAUAUAUAACGUUUCUCUGAGUAUACACUUAGGUACGUGGGAGUCCGAAGCGAGGGAAGGCGUACGAUUGAGGAUUUUCUGAAAAACAACAGCCAACAGCAUUGCAAUUUUCAUUACCAUAUAAUUUAUGGUAUUGAUAUUGUUUAUUACUUGAUAUUGAGCUUUUGCGACCACCCCUGGCUGCUACUCCGUUAUCGAUCUGGACUAGCUGAAGUUGCACAUGGUAUUCAUAUUGUUUGUUACACCCACAAAACCCAUCUCAUUAAAUGGAUUUCCAACCAGACUCAUUAAUUUGAAAUUUACUCUAAUGCUUUUUAAAACCCGGAAAUAUGCAUGAACAAUCUAUAUAACAUUUUCCUUAUAAAUCUUUGCUGCAUCUUACCAACCCAUGUCAAGCCAUUGCUUCAGAUUACCAUCUAUCAACUCAUGCUUCCAUAUUAUCCACCACCAAAAAAUCUUGGAUCACGCAGGCAAAUGAGUUGGAUAAUUCGUCUAGUGAUUUCAUUUUUUAGAAGUUGUGUAAACCACAAAACCGCACAACUAAAACGACCAGCUAAAUGUAUAUUGUUUAUAAAUGAGCUUGAUUAUACACGCAAUCCGCAAAUACCAAACUUACGAAGUAACAUAACAAAUGGACAAAGUUAUAUGCAUCAGUAUAUAGAUAAAUUUAUUGCAAAAGAACAAAUAAUGCAAAUAUUUUGUAUUCGAUAUAACAUUACGGAGGUAUGAUUUCUAGAAAUAUUUAUACAUCAAGAGGACCGGCGCAUGACUAGAGCAGAUGACAAAUGUUGAAAAAUAAAAUAAUAAAACACAUGAAUGUUUAUUCCAAAGCAGCAAGCGUGUUUAGAUUAGUCAAAGAUGCAGGAAAUAUACUGUUCGAUAGCAAGCAUGCCAUAGGCCAACAAACAAAAAAUAUGGAAUAUUACCUAAACGGAUCAUUGACAAAUUAUCGCAAGUCCAUUCAAAGAAUAGCCUAAUGUUGUGAGGUGAAAUAUAUUCUAGUUGAAAGAAAAAAUAAUGGAAAAUGGAUACCAAAUUUAAAAAAGAUAAAUGUAAAAGCAAGUGUCCCAAAACCUUUUUAGAAAUUAUACGCUAGCCGAAGACUGUAGGUAGGAUUGAAUCAGUUUUCAGUCAGAAAUCGACGUGUGCAAAUACAUACCGAUGUGCGUCCCAACGUUUCGAAUAAAAUUGUCUGCCGUAAUACGUUAGGAUAUCCGCUUAUCCAGAUCAAACUUAAAAUUAAAUAUACAUAUGGAAUCCUAUAUAAAUAUAUAUCAAACCGCUAAAACACAAAUCUGCUUAUACACAAGACGUCAAAACAAAACAAUAACAAUAUUAAACGCAUAUAUAGCUGUUGUCGCUCCCAAAAAGAAAGGAAAUUUGAACCCUAUACAAGCUAAUACAUACACAAUAAUACUACAAUGCUACAACUGCUCGCGAUCCAAACAUAAAAACGAAGGUGUAAUUUUCUCCAACUGUACUAGCGCACUCCAAUUCCAACAUAUUUCUCUUUCGCAUCAACUGUUCUACUUUUUUUAUUUAUAUAAUGUUUAUGCAUUCACUAAAACAUAUAGGGUAAUGAGUCAAUUUUGGCAGUAUUAGUAAGUGUAUCGAACUAGUUCGUAAAUUACUCGGUCUACAAUCGAUGGACAGCGUAUAAAUUGGUAUCAACAUUUUUGCUUCGUUCUUAAAAACCAACAUAACAUUGACAAGCGGUCUGAAAGCGGUGAAAGCUUCGUGUUUGAAUGCAAUUAACUCGAAUCAAGUGAUCCAAUUGUCGCCCAGUCAUUUAAGCUAAUGCGUUGAAAAAAAUAGCAGACACUGCUCUAACCAAUAAUAUAAACAGGGCAACAAUAGGCUCAUUACCCUAAAAUUUAUAUUGAAAUGCGGCUUACUGUGUGGAAUGUAAUACACAAUAAUCUAUUAAAGUACGCUCUCGGGAAGUACAACUUAUUUUGGUUUAAGAAACUAUCUGAGCUUCGUUGAACUCCAAAAGUCGAAUAUUAAUGCUUUGCUUCAAGCUCCUUAGUUUUAACUAAUAUCAUAACCACGAAGCCAGUUGACGAACACUGUGGUACUAUACUCCAUUUGAGAUAUACUGUAUAUUUUUAAAAAUUCAACGCUCAAGGACAGAUUGAAAAUGUGUGGUUGUUUGUUGCUACUAUGGAGCAAUUUUGUAGUAGUAAUAAAUAACUAUACAUUAGCAAUUAUCCUUUUCUCGGUAUGCUACCGUUUUAUUCUUUUCAUGAGAAAGAGUUACGAAUGUAUAUGUGUGUGGAAAGUCCCUGAAGUUGAAAUUUGUUUGCAUGCAUCCAAUAAAUAGAUAGGUUCAUGGGUAAGUAAAUACAAGCCAUACUAAUUUUGUUGACUAAUUGUAAUGUUUUAGUUUAUUUAAACGGAUGUUAAUUUAUUUAAGCUGUUUUGUUUGCUUUUCCAUACUUUUCUUCUGUAUCUUAACAAAAUAGACAUGUUUCGUUGAUCACACGACAAGGAAGCGCAAAAUUAUUCAUUUGUUCCCGUUAUUAUCAUACAGCGGUAUAAUUGGUAUACUAAGUACCUGACUUUCAAAUCUCCCGAUUUUGCCACACACUGCAUGUUCCCAUUUGUUAGUAUUGUCUAUUCUAUGAAUGAGAACGUUUUAUUAGAUGAAGUUACCACCGAUCAGUUAAACGCGAGUACUAGUUGAGAGCGAAACGCUGCACAAUUAUACUGGAGAAAUGCAAACAAACAAUUAGCCCUUAGAAAGCUAGAAUAACGACAGCAGCUGCUAAUAAUGGCAAUUUCAAUACAAAAUAUUUUAGGAAAAUUGUAUGAGUCCUUAUUGCUUAGGAUAAAAUGCAAAAGUAAACAUUCGAUGAAGCUUUGUCGUACCAGGAGAACGAACGAGUGACGAGACCGUGCAAAACGAUAUUAUUUAAAUUAUUACAAAAUAUAAACAAAUAAACGAGAUAUUAUUUGUAACUGUAAAAAUAAACAAAAAGUGCUUAUAUUGA